AUGUGUGACAUAUUGUUCUCUCAAUUGUGCCUGAAAGUUCUCCCUACAACUGCAAUCCCAAAUGGUGAAGGAAUGCAAAAAAGUAAAGUUUAUAGUGGAACGGAUGAAAAUAAAAUUUCCGGUGAGCGCAUCUCACAACUAGAUGACUCUCGAUGGAAUGAAUUCAUGGAAGAAGCUGAUACCAGAUCCAGCUACAGCAUUAAUAGUUCUCUGAUAUGCAAGAACGCAUCAAUGGCAGCGAUGCUUCUCCAAGGACAGGCUAUUGUUCCUAUACAAUUGGUUGCCCGUGUUCCUGCUGCAUUAUUUUAUUGGCCACUUAUUCAGCUAGCUGGUGCAGCAACAGAUAAUAUUGCUUUGGGUGUUGCUGUUGGAAGCAAAGGAAGAGGAAACCUUCCUGGUGCAGCAUCAGAUAUCAGGGCAACUCUUCUAUUGCUUCUAAUCGGUAAAUGCACAGCAGAUCCUUCUGCUUUUCAAGAUGUUGGUGGAGAAGAAUUUUUUUGGGGACUUUUAGAUGAUACAGAUUCAAGGAGAAUGAUGACAGAAAAACCUGACGAGUACAAGCACAGGCUGCAGAAUCUCAUCUUUAAAGCACAGCAGAGCAACAAUGAGAAGCUGUUGGAAAAUCCAUACCUUCAGAUGCGUGGCCUGCUUCAACUCUCAAAUGAUGGGCUAUAA
Dovyalis caffra is the source of this 675-nucleotide messenger RNA. The record is from the annotation of a GenBank genome assembly. Lineage: Eukaryota; Viridiplantae; Streptophyta; Magnoliopsida; Malpighiales; Salicaceae.